AUGGCCGCAGCCCUUUCGAGCGGAAUGCGCGCCGCUGCUCCGCUAGUAGCGGGAGGGUCGGCACAGGCGCAGUCCGCGCAGCAGCAAAACCGCCGCCCGGAGAAGCCUUUGAAGGCGGAGGAGCGGAGAAAUGCGGAGAUGGGAAAUGGCGGAAGUAAUGGGGGGAAGAAUGGCGGGUUGAAGCGAGGCAACGGCGGCAGCAGAAAGGAAAAUGCUCGCUCUUCAAAUCAGGAUUCCCCUCCCUCCUCUCCUUCCUCGCGCUCCUCUCCCUCUUCGCCCUCCUCUCCUUCCCUCUCCUCGCUCUCCCCGUCCUCGUGGAUUCCUCUCCCCCUCUCCUUUCAAACCCCUUCCUCCUCUGUCACGUCACCAUUCCAACUCCUCACUCAGUUCAGACUCCUCUCGGGCAGCAAUAACUUUCACCAUGCUGCCCGCACUGUUCAACCGAGUGACACUGUACAUCCGGGCGGCAUCUGGGGGAGGCUGGCGCAGGGAGGCUGGUGGCCGGCAGGGGAGCAGGCAGAGGAGGUGGAGCUAUCCGGAGUGCACAAGUGGACAGGGGAGCAGUCAGAAGAAGCUGCCGAACCAGAUGCGGUGGUGUGCAGUGCAGUGCGGCUUAAACCAGUUUGCUGGUAUUCACUUUUCCGCCCGCCUCCUUAUCUCUCCACUCUCCCGCCCCUUCCCACGCAGCUGGGCCUGUGGACCACAGUAGAGCCCUGCAUUCGAGCAUCUCGGCAGCAUCUGGGGGAGGUACAUCUGAGGGUGGUGCGCCGCCUCGUGCUGCCCCUCCCAACACUCUCCUCCCCUUCCACCACACCCUCUCAACUAUCCUCCUCCUUUUCCUCCUCCUCCUCCUCCUCCUCCUCCUCCUCCUCCUCCUCCUCCUCCUCCUCCUCCUCCUCCUCCUCCUCCUCCUCCUCCUCCUCCUCCUCCUCCUCCUCUUCCUCCUCUCGUCUCGCAGCGCCGGGCCAGCUGGCACUGACAGCUGUCUCGGAUACGAGGAGCCGGGCCGUGGGAACAGCAGAGGUGCUCAUAGGGUUCCUGCACGUGGGUUUGGGGCGCACAGCUGUCUCCGACACGAGGAGCCGGGCCGUGGGAACAGCAGAGGUGCUCAUAGGGUGGGUGCUGAAUAGGUAG
Messenger RNA from Closterium sp. NIES-65, 1134 nucleotides. The record is from the annotation of a GenBank genome assembly. NCBI's taxonomy places the organism in Eukaryota, Viridiplantae, Streptophyta, Zygnematophyceae, Desmidiales, Closteriaceae.